UCACAGCAGCACAGAGGCAAGACCAAACACGUAGGAGAGAGGAAGGAUGAGUGGAGGAGAAAGGGCUGAUCGGUGAAGGUCUCCAGAGAGGGAAAGCAGAGAGGAGAGGAAGGAGAUGAACAGGGAUACGGGGGUGAGCAGCCAGCACAGGGAACAUCCAUCAGCUCAGGCAGCCAUGCUCUGAGCCCUGGAGCAGCAGGGCUACACAGUCACUGCACAGGCCCAGCAUCAGGCCUACCUCAGCCCUGCAUCCCAGCCACAAACACCAGGGCAGGGACAGGAAAAGAUCCACAGCACAUCAGCUGCUCACAGGAGCCAUGAGGACAUCCAGGAAGGGCAGCGUGGAGAUGCCUGCAUUUGUACGGCAGCUGGUGAAAGAGACGGAGAAGAAGGUGAGCUCUUUCUUCAAGGGGAGCCGUGGUGGAGGAGCAGCAGAGGGGGAAAAGCCAGGGGAGGGGGAGAAGGAGGAAGUCAUCCCCAGCCCCUACCUGGACCGGCCAGUCCUGGACAAGCUGGCAGAGGAGGGCUGUGCCCGCUGGGGUCUCACCUACGCCCUGGGGAGCAUGCAGGGCUGGAGGGCCAACAUGGAGGACUUCCACAACUGUGUGCCACAGCUGGGUGGAGAAUUCGCAGACUGGAGCUUCUUCGCUGUGUUUGAUGGGCAUGCAGGCAGCUCCGUGGCACAGCACUGCUCCCAGCACCUUCUGGGUCACAUCCUCGCCACAGGUGGAAUAGGACCAGAGGAUGACCCUGAAAAGGUGAGAGGUGCCAUCGUCGAGGGUUUCCUGCAAACUGACAAGCACCUACACUCAGUGGCACGUCGAGAAGGCUGGGAGAGAGGUGGCACCACUGUGAUAGCCACCCUCAUCUCUCCGUAUUACAUCUACUUCGCCAACUGUGGUGACUCAAGAGCCAUGUUGUGCCGAUCUGGCCAGGUCUGUUUCUCCACUGACGACCACAAACCCUACAGCCCUCUGGAGAAGGAACGUAUUGAGAGUGCAGGCGGCUCAGUGUCCUUCCAAAGGAUCAAUGGUUCACUGGCAGUCUCCCGUGCUCUUGGGGACUUCAGCUACAAGGGGGCAGAGAACCGACCGCCCAGCCAGCAGAUGGUGUCCCCGGAGCCAGAGGUGUUUGUUGUGGAGCGCUCGCCAGCAGAUGAGUUCCUGGUGCUCGCCUGCGAUGGGGUGUGGGACACCAUCAGCAAUGAGGAGCUGUGCGCCUUUAUCCAUAACCGGCUGAGUGUGUGCACUGAUCUGAGGGAUGUCUGCACUCAAGUCAUUGACCUCUGUCUCUACAAGGGCAGCCUGGACAACAUCAGCAUCAUCCUGCUGUGCUUCCCUGGAGCCCCCCAGCUGUCAGCAGAGGCAUUACACCAGGAGGCUGAACUGGAUGACCUGCUGGAGUCCAAAGUAGCAGAAAUCUAUGAUGAGCUCUGUGCCAGGGGCGAGGAACCUGACCUGCUGUCUGUCCUCACGGUCCUCGCAUCCACCGUCAUACCUGGAUUACCACCAGGGGGAGGCAUACAGAGCAAAAGGAACUGCAUUAUUUCUGCCUACUAUCAACAAAGAGAGACGCACAAGCCAUCAGUCCCAAAUGGCCUGGGAGGCUCCUGAGAAGCUCCACUGGGUCUCAUCUCCGAGGAUCCGUGGAGGGACUGUAAUUAAUGUCCAUAUUAAAACUGUUUCCUUCGUGUGUGCAAUUUGACAAAAAGGGAGAUG
Messenger RNA from Paralichthys olivaceus (Japanese flounder), 1718 nucleotides. It is a transcript of the gene ppm1nb, whose product is annotated as protein phosphatase, Mg2+/Mn2+ dependent, 1Nb (putative). NCBI's taxonomy places the organism in Eukaryota, Metazoa, Chordata, Actinopteri, Pleuronectiformes, Paralichthyidae. Gene Ontology annotation, biological process: negative regulation of canonical NF-kappaB signal transduction; positive regulation of canonical NF-kappaB signal transduction; peptidyl-threonine dephosphorylation. Gene Ontology annotation, cellular component: cytosol; nucleus. Gene Ontology annotation, molecular function: protein serine/threonine phosphatase activity; manganese ion binding; magnesium ion binding. The record is from RefSeq and is a predicted model, not a curated record.